Peniophora sp. CBMAI 1063 is the source of this 1215-nucleotide messenger RNA. The record is from the annotation of a GenBank genome assembly. NCBI's taxonomy places the organism in Eukaryota, Fungi, Basidiomycota, Agaricomycetes, Russulales, Peniophoraceae.
AUGCUUCGACGUGCUCUUCCACGGCCUUUACUUCCACGAACACCAUGUCCACCAGCUAACUUGCGUCGUAUCCCGCCAAGGCCACCUCCGCUGCAGCGGGUUUACUCGACUGAACGUCCAUCACCCGAUAACGCUACUCGUACUUCCCAGCCAGAGACCUCACAGUCAACAUCUUCUCUUUCCCCGUCUACUCCUGCACCGGAUCCAGAAAGCACACUUUCGUCGUCGGAACUGCACCCAAAGUCUGGUGACGAAUCUUCUAUUCGCCAGACCAGCGAGACGCCUUCACCCGAUACCUCGGCAUCUUCCGAGGAGCUGCUGUCUCGUUUGCGUGCCCGGGCGCAAGAAUGGUCCACCCAGGCAGCCAUCAAGGCCCGAGUUAAGACAGAUGAUACUUUGGCUCGCCUAGCCGUGAAUCUUCGCAAGGCUGGAGGGGAGAUCAAUAGAGCUACGGGCUAUAAUGAGAUCGACGCUCUCAAGAAGCGAGUCACGGAGCAAGAGGCUCGAAUGGCCGCGACAAGAACUGCUGCGAGAGAGGCGAAGGAGGCUUUCGAAGCCGCCGUGCGCCGCCGUUCCUCCUCGCAGAAGGAGGUGAACGAUCUACUCCAGCGCAAGUCAACUUGGUCUGAGGCGGAUGUUGGGCGCUUCACUGAGCUCGUGCGCGUGGACCACUCGACCGAGCAGGAAGAGGCGCGGGCGAAAGCGGCGGCUGAGGCCGCCGAAGAAGCCGUUGAACGCGAGUUCUCGCUCUUCAUGCGAGCCAUCCUCGACCGUUACCACGAAGAGCAAGUGUGGUCAGACAAGAUCCGAAGCGUCUCUUCGUAUGGAUCCCUUGCGGCCAUCGGUAUCAACGUACUGGUCUUCAUCACCGCCAUCAUCUUCGUAGAGCCGUGGAAGCGAAAACGGCUGGCGCAAACAUUCGAGCGGAAGGUCGAGGAGUUGGAGCGUGAACAUCGGGCAACGGUCGAGACUGCCGUCGAACGCCUCGAGGGGAAGCUCUCAGAGCAGGACGCUCUCAUCGCACAGUUGGUUGCCCUUGGCGCUGCUGCUCAGGCAGCUCACCACCAACCGGCUGCUCGGCCUGCUCUCUCCUUACCUGUUGAAGUCGAGGACGCGACGGCGAAGGUUGAUAUGCAGAAGCUGGUGAUGGCGCUUAACGUAGCGGUCAUUGCGACAACAGCGAUUCUAGGAGCCUUCACCCUAAUUGUUCGAUGA